Messenger RNA from Wasmannia auropunctata (little fire ant), 3141 nucleotides. It is a transcript of the gene M6, whose product is annotated as proteolipid protein DM beta. Gene Ontology annotation, biological process: neuron projection development. Lineage: Eukaryota; Metazoa; Arthropoda; Insecta; Hymenoptera; Formicidae. Gene Ontology annotation, cellular component: plasma membrane. The transcript has 5 exons. The record is from RefSeq and is a predicted model, not a curated record. The coding region runs from base 645 to 1562 and encodes 305 amino acids.
GGAGCGAGAAUCUCUCGCUUUUUUCGUUGUAGAUCGACGCGAUCGCGUGACUCGCGUCAGCGACGCCCACCCGUGUUUGGCAUCGACGGUGGUGGGCGUCAUAACAAACAACGGCUGCAUCCAUACGGUUGUAAACAUUGGCGCUACUUCAGGUCCGCCCGCGUUCGCCGAUAAGCUGAUUAAUUGACAAACGCUUGAUUCUGACGCGACGUUGAACUACAGUUGAACCCAGCGUGAACCCGAAACUCCGAAGGAAGCGCUCGUUAAAGGCCUCGUUAAGAAACGGGGCGUUCGCGCGCGAGCGACGUCGCGGGGUCGUCGCGAUGUCGACAAUAAUGAAUAAUGUCACGCGCCAAUUCUUUCCGUCGAAGAAACGUCCUCAGCAGGUUCGCGACACCGUCGAGUUUGUGAAUGAACUAGCGUCUCAUUAGCGAGUGCAUACAUAUACAACUUGGACACAUGUCGCGCGUGUUAUCUGACUGGACUGCUAGAUAAGUGAUUAGUCAUCGUCGUGGUAGUAACGUCGGUUUAGUCAUUGGUCGAACGCGCCCAGCUUUCGACCACCACGCGACCUCCUCCUCGUUUAAUUUUGUUCACCUUGUCAGAACGUUUUUGUUGUUACUCCCGCAAUUGUGUUGAAAAAAAUGACGAGGCUACGCGAGAUACGUCGGGCCAGGGAGAGUCUGCCGCUGCGCGGCAACCUUGGGAGUAACGCUAGUCUGGAUAGGUUCUCCGAGCGUAGUCUACACGGUCUAGAUUCGAAGGAACGAAGUUGCAGGAACAUGUGCAACGAUUGCAUGGCCAGAGUGCCGUAUGCGACUCUCAUAGCGACCAUUAUGUGUUGCCUGGGAGUUGGAAUCUUUUGCGGAACCAUGUACAGAGGUGCGCUGCUGUCUUCUCUUAUGAUGGACCAGGUAUUCCAUCUGCAUCUCGGAUGGUUGGGAACGGUGCAGCUAGUGUUCGCGUCAAUUGGAGCUUGCAUGGCAGCCUUAGGAUUCAUGAUUUUGUGCGUCGGUUGUCUCGCAACUGGUGCUACGAGGCACAAAGUCUACCGUGCGUGGAGAUCCCGAGUCGGCGGACGUAUCUCCUGUGCUGUUUUUAUUACCAUUAUCUACAUCCUGCAACUAGCUUGGCUUCUGAUAUUCGCAUUCCUGGUUAUUACAACGCUGAUAUUCACCAUAUUCUGGAAUUUGUGCAGCAAUCCACGUGUUCAGUCUCUUGACGACUGCAUUGAUUUUACUCAAUUCGGCUUCAUGUUUCCAAACAACACACGGUUGGAGGACAUGAAGGUGUGCGGACCCCAGGAAGUCAAACUGUUCUGCAAGGAUUUCGUGGAGAAGGCCGAGGUGAUGUUCAUCCUGGCGACCGCGGCGAGCAUGCUUGUGAUUCUGAGCCUGAUACACUACCUGAUGUGCCUGUCCGCCAACUACGCGCACAUACGGGACCACGAGAAGUUCCAGGAGCUGCAGGAGCUGCAGUACCUGCAGGACGCGGCCGAUCCGGACUCCCCACAGCCGGGAAUGGGCACCCUCGGCUCCCAUCGCGGUAAAGACAGGUUCUAGGACACGGCCCGCGAGAUCUUCACUAUGAACCCCUUGUAAGGCGGCCUAUCGUACACUCGAACAUAUCCACGCGUAUAGGUCCACCCUUACGCCCGAUUGGAAAUCUCUUCCGGGUACCAUCUCUUCCUCUUCUCUAUGUACCUAAAUUCGGUAUUCUGCUCAUCGCCGGUGUGUCCGUCGCCGUCUACGGUAGUCUACUGAUUCGAGGAUCUUGCGGGAACCAACUCUAUGCCGUCCAUUUUAUAUAUACGACUGUAAUCGUGUGUAAGCAUCUACUUCCGUUUUAUGUGUAAAAAAAAAAGAUGUUUAUCGAAGUACGUAUCGGUUUGUCGUGAGAUGUUUCAUCUCCAACGCGGAUCACUCGAUCGAUCAAAUCGAGAAUCAUUCGCGGAGUUUCGGGCCUAGACCGUUAAGGUUGUAUGCACGCUCACGACGAGUAUUUAUCAUUCCCUAAACUCUUAGGAAAAGUAUUUGAAGUCUAUCACCCGUGCAUAUUCGAAAUGCGCGAGGUUCCAACGCACAGAGAUGUUUCUUUUUACUCGAAAGUAUUGUUUUUACUUCACUUCAACGUACGCACACGCACGCUGUAUUGUGCGCAAUAAUAUUACGCGAGUGUUCACGAUCUUAGAUCACUUUGUCGGUCUAAUCGUUCGGUAUUCCAAGAGCUAAUUCUCGGACUACCACGUACUGCGUUUUUAGUACUGAGAUUUUUUUUUUUUUUUUACGAAAGAGAUUUCUUUUUUUAUAUACGUAUGUUUACAUACUAGACUACUAAGCGUAUAUUUUCGUUACAUUACAUUUUUAAGUACGCUGGGAAAAUUGGAAUUAUAAAAGAGAAAACUGUUAGCUAGAAUAUGAGACCAAAAAAGUUAAACUGACAACGACCGCAUAUAUCGUAAUUGUUAUAAGACUGUUAAUCGUCGAAUUUUCGUUGAACAUUUUCCCAGCAUGCUAAGAAAUAUUCAUGUCGUUUGUGCAAUUAUAGAAAAAGCUCAUAUUAAGCAACUUUCCGUGGAGACUAAAUGUUACAGAAAAAUGUAACAUCGUGCAUAUGAAAGAAUAUAUCUAUAUAUUCGUAGAUUCUCUAUCACUUGCGUACAAUAUAUGUGUAAUAAUAUCAACUUGUUGUGAAAAGAGCAAUAUAUUUUUCCGAAAUAGUAGGAGAAUUCCGUUAUCAAAUAUUAAAAUGAAAGGAGCGAAAGUUGUAAAUUCUUCUAUGCACGCGUCACUUGUGCCAAAAUAGAAAAAAAAUGAACUUUUGCUCUGGACAAAAAUCGACUUGUUUGACAAGUUAAUGUUAAGGCACAAAUAAAAAAAAAUAUAUAUACGUACAAUCGCGAGCUCGUUUCGCCACACACAUAUUAUUACUUGCUCAAAUGAUUUGACAAUGGCCGCUGAUUUUCGUAAUGUGUGCGAUUCUUACCGGGUAAAAAAAAUCUUGUCCGUCCCGCAAUUUAAAUUAGAGAUACGAUUUUUUACGAUAAUUCUAGAUAACUUUUUAUUGUACACACCUGAUGAGUAAAGUUAUACACAUAUCAAACGACGAUUUAUAUGCAGCUGCAAAAAAGGUUGUAUACAA